Phacochoerus africanus (Common warthog) is the source of this 1441-nucleotide messenger RNA. It is a transcript of the gene TRUB2, whose product is annotated as TruB pseudouridine synthase family member 2. The transcript is spliced from 8 exons. Gene Ontology annotation, biological process: RNA processing; pseudouridine synthesis. The record is from RefSeq and is a predicted model, not a curated record. Lineage: Eukaryota; Metazoa; Chordata; Mammalia; Artiodactyla; Suidae. Gene Ontology annotation, molecular function: RNA binding; pseudouridine synthase activity. The coding region runs from base 85 to 1134 and encodes 349 amino acids.
CCCGAGGACAGAAAGACGAGAACCUCUUCCGGCUGCGAAACAUGGCAGCGUCCUUUGGAAGGACUCUAUUUGGGGCGGGACCAUAUGGCAUUUCCGCCGGGUGCCGCUGUUCUGCUAACCCCAGACGCGGGCUCCGGGAUGGGGUCAGCCGGCCUGGCGCGGCUGCAUGGGCUCUUUGCCGCCUACAAGCCCCCGGGGCUAAAAUGGAAGCAUCUGCGGGAUACGGUGGAGCUGCAGCUUUUGAAAGGUCUCAAUGCUGGGAAGCCUCCUGCUCCUGAACAGCGUGUUCGCUUCCUGCUGGGUCCGGUGGAAGGCAGUGAAGAGAAGGAGCUGACCCUCACAGCCACCACUGUGCCCUCCCUCAUCGACCAUCCUCUGGUACGUGGACCAGCAUUCACCAGCCUGAAGGUUGGCGUGGGACACCGACUGGAUGCCCAGGCGUCUGGGGUGCUGGUGCUCGGCGUGGGACACGGACGCAGGCUCCUCACAGACAUGUACAACGCCCACCUCACCAAGGAUUACACCGUGCGUGGCCUCCUGGGCAAGGCCACAGAUGACUUCUGUGAGGAUGGGCGGCUGGUGGAGAAGACGACUUUUGACCACGUGACCAGAGAGAAGCUGGACCGCAUCCUGGCCCUGAUCCAGGGUUCCCAUCAGAAGGCCCUGGUGAUGUACUCCAACCUCGACCUGCAGACCCAGGAGGCCUAUGAGAUGGCCGUGAGCGGCGUGAUCCGGCCCAUGAACAAGUCCCCGAUGCUAAUCACCGGCAUCCGAUGCCUCCAGUUUGCACCCCCGGAAUUCCUCUUGGAGGUGCAGUGCAUGCAUGAGACACAGAAGCAGCUGCGGAGGCUGGUGCAUGAAAUUGGCCUGGAGUUGAAGAGCUCCGCUGUCUGCACCCAGGUGCGGCGGACACGCGAUGGCUUCUUCACCCUGGACGACGCCCUCCUGAGGACCCAGUGGGACCUACACAGCAUCCAGGAUGCCAUCCAGGCCGCAGCGCCCCGGGUGGCAGCAGAGUUGGAGAAGAGCUUGAGGCCGGGGCUGGCUACCCAGCUGCUCCCUGGUCCAGGCCGGUCCUGGGACUCCGAGAGGCCAAGCCCCCCCUUGGGACUGGACGGCCAUGUGGGGCAUUGAAUGGCCGGGCACUGGUGGAGCCGUGGGUAUAUAAAGAUAAGAAGUGUUCCGCAUUCGCUUGGCGACUCAGCAGUAAUGAACCUGACUUGUCUCUAUGAGGACACGGGUUCAAUCCCUGGCCUCACUCAGUGGGUUAAGUAUCCAGUGUUGCCAUGAGCUGUGGUGUAUGUCGCGCAGAUGCAGCUUGGAUCUGCCAUUGCUGUGGCUGCAGUGUAGACCGGUGGCUGUGAUGUAGACGGCAGCUAUAUCUCCAUUUUGACCCCUAGCCCAGGAACUUCCAUAUGCUGAUGGUGCGGCCCUAAAAAGA